This is a messenger RNA of Penicillium antarcticum, 183 nucleotides long. RefSeq lists its product as uncharacterized. The coding region runs from base 1 to 183 and encodes 60 amino acids. The record is from RefSeq and is a predicted model, not a curated record. NCBI's taxonomy places the organism in Eukaryota, Fungi, Ascomycota, Eurotiomycetes, Eurotiales, Aspergillaceae. The transcript has a single exon.
AUGACCACAACCACUGCCAAGCUCACCACCAACACCAUCAUCGGCUCCAGCACCAGCUCUACCACCACUUUGCCCACCAGUGCCAGCGCCAGUAUAUCAAGCAAAGAGCAAGAAAUCAAAGCACGGAUAGCUGGAGCAGUCGCUGACCCCGUCGUAGCAUGCGUGCUUAUCGGGGCCCUGUAA